Molecule: messenger RNA, 1463 nt
Organism: Galendromus occidentalis (western predatory mite)
Lineage: Eukaryota; Metazoa; Arthropoda; Arachnida; Mesostigmata; Phytoseiidae
Exons: 6
Coding region: 56-979 (307 amino acids)
Source: RefSeq, a predicted model, not a curated record
GAGUCGCGAUGUGCACGCAUGUGUCUCGUGUCGACGAGUAUGACACCAAAACAUAAUGAAAGUCUACGAGCGUGAAUGGGGAAAAACAUACGGUUGGUACUGUGAAAGAAUGGCGAUGGAUAAAUUGCUCAUGCUGAAAGAAGCGUGGCAAGCGCAAUGGGAGAAAAAGCGAUUCCAUUGCGUCCCAUCGCUGCGGGUUGAAGACAGAAUCGUCUCUGUCAAGAGCAAACUGUCGAGCAACAAGGAGGUGCUCCUCGUUCUGAAACGCGCAAAGUUCCAAGGGCCGCUGAGCGACAUGGCGAAGACGUACUCGACCGUGAUCGCGGCUAAGAACUUGGUGCAGCUCGAGAUUCUGUACUUCACGCCGCACCUCAAGGAUGUCUUGCAGUACUGCGUCAACCUUCAAGACCUCAGCAUCACCGACACCACGGUGGACACGGACCUAGUUCGUCUCAUCCUGAGAAGUCCCCUCACGAAUUCGUGCACUUUCAGCAGAUGCAAGUUCGAGACAGACGCUCUCGAUGCCUUCUUUGAGUUGUACUUCCGGAAGACUCUCCGUCGAAAUUGGUUCUCGGAAUCGGCACUGUCGGACUCGGACGAAGAAGAGAUGAUGAAAUCUCAAUGUUUGGAUUUGACAGAAUUCGGAGCACAGUCGUUUCCCGGUUCGCGUAUUUGGCUGAACUUCGUUCUCCGGAUCACCGACGGGAAGCGUAUGGGCACCACACAGCUGUCUUUCCUCAAUUGUACUUUCAUGAAGCGACUCCACAUCAUCAAGAACUUGCAUCCAGAACCUGUGAGAGCCCUACGACAGAUCGUCCAAGACGUCAAACACAUAAUCUCUUCGCUCAAGCCGUGGGACGACUACUAUUUCGGCUGGAGCAUAUCCCCUGUCGAGGCAGUGGCUAACCGAUUCAACUCUUCUCACGCCGACUCAUCCCGAGGAAUGAGCGGGUCGGUCGAUCAAGAGGACUUCAUGUAGAGCCCUGAUAUCACUGCACAUAGAUCCGUCCUCUCAAUCCUUGAUCGACACAAUUUCUGCAGACGAAGCUCCCCAAAUGAGUCACAUUAAGCAACGAUAUCGUUUAUUUACGACCAAGGAGGCGUAGACCCAGACCCAAUCCACAAUGCCGCAUGAGUCCUGACACGCCAUGGCACGAAUCCCGGACGAAAAUUCAUACUUUGUUGGUUUAUUCCUUGCAAAAGCACGGGUUGCUAUUGAUUACAUUAAGUUUAUCGAGCGAGAUUGAGCUAGAUGCCUCGAGAAAAAAUCUGCCGGUACUGCGGACGUUACUCGUGGAGACCGCUGAGUUUCGGCUCAAUGUCAGAGUUCUGCAAGUUCAUUAUAAAAAGUCGGGAGCUGGGGAGAAUCGUGCGGCGUCUGUGUGCUGUAGAGCGAAGACGAAGCUUCGAAGUGUAUCAGCAAUACAUUAGGUGAAAACCGUCAGUGCAAUGUUUUGGCUUAA